Penicillium vulpinum is the source of this 1476-nucleotide messenger RNA. RefSeq names its product FAD-dependent oxidoreductase. The record is from RefSeq and is a predicted model, not a curated record. NCBI's taxonomy places the organism in Eukaryota, Fungi, Ascomycota, Eurotiomycetes, Eurotiales, Aspergillaceae. The transcript has 4 exons. The coding region runs from base 1 to 1476 and encodes 491 amino acids. Gene Ontology annotation, molecular function: FAD binding.
AUGCACCAGGUGCAAGGCGUAAGCAUGCCGACCAGCCGUCCUUUCAGAGUCAUCAUAAUAGGUGGUGGCGUGGCUGGCCUGCUAGCCUCCCACUGCCUCCAGAAGGCAGGCAUCGACCAUGUCGUCCUUGAGAGACGUGCCGAAGUUGCACCUGAAGAGGGCGCUAGUAUCGCUAUCUAUCCCCAUGGAGUACGCAUUCUGCACCAACUCGGUAUUCUGGAGGCGGCAAAACGAGUGUGUGUUCCAUGUGAUCGAUGGUGGUCUCGUCGACCCGAUGGAAAGGCUAUCAUGAACAACGGGUUUUUCCACUAUGUCAAAGAAAACCAUGGUCAUGACAUCCUUCUCCUGGAAAGACGUCAAUUUCUCCAGGUUUUAUACAACGAGCUGCCGGAUAAGGCUCAUAUCCGCACAGGAUGCACAGCUAAAGAAAUAAAACAGUUUGUCAGCGGCGUUGAAGUUAAGCUCAGCGACGGCACCAUUGAAACAGGAGACUUAAUUAUUGGUUGUGACGGGGUGAACAGCAUGACGCGCAGUUCUAUGUGGGAGCAUGCGAAAAAGAUCUCACCGGGUCUUAUAACUGCAAAAGAAAAGACCUCUAUGAAAACCCACUGGAAAUGCCUGAUUGGGAUGGCGCCAGCCGACCCAGGGCUGGGAGAGCGAGAUAUGACCGUCGUUCAUGAUUCUAAGUACUCAUUUUUGACUCUCUCCCAGCCUGACCGUGUCUUUUUCUUCGUCUUUUUCCGUCUCAGCAAGCCAACCUCCUGGCCCCAACGGCAACGGUAUAGCGAUGCGGAUGCGGAGUCAUUGGCUGCCAGUGUCGCAAACCAUCAUUUAUCUGAAACAACGGUCUUCGGGGAGCUAUGGAAAAGUCGAUAUCGUGGUGCCUUGAUUCCCCUAGAGGAGGGUGUACUGGAGCAUUGGUAUCAUGGCCGAAUUGUACUUGCUGGCGACUCAGUCCACAAGAUGACACCAAACAUUGCAUUGGGGGGGAACUCAGCCAUGGAAUCGGUUGUGUCCCUAUGUAACCAGAUUCAAACUAUGAUGGUUAAACAGUGUGGAGCACAGCCUAGCCUCGCCACCCUCACUCAGGCAUUUGCCGCAUAUCAGACGGAAAGACAGGGGCGGGUGAAGCAGGUAAUGGAAUACUCUGGCUUGAUUACCAAGGUUCAGGCAUGGUCCUCCCCUAUUCACUGGUUCCUGGCCAAUUGGGUACUUCCGUUACAGCCAGAUCGAGCGAUCGCGGAUGAUCUGGGUGAAAUCAUUCGGGGUGCCCCAAAACUAAACUAUGUGGAUUUGGGAGAAUUUGCCUCUGGAAAACUUGAAUGGAAAUAUGGGAACCCGGUCGGGUCGCUGGUGAAGGCUAAAAGACACCCCGAAGCUGUGUCGUCUCGUAUCCUGCGGGUGAUGAGUACAGUUCUGGUAAUUGCUUUCGUCGUUGUCGCAGCACGGCACAUUAAAUCUCUCUUGGUCAUUUGA